AGAGCCGGAAGCGGGAGGGGAGAGUGAAACAGGAAAAGAAGGGAAGAAGGAAGAAGAGGGAAGAAGAGAGGGAGGAGGAGGGAGGUGGCGGCGCCGUGGCGGAGGAGCAGGAGCAGGAGGGGGAUGGAGAGAAGGCUCCUGGGUGGCAUGGCGCUCCUGCUCCUCCAGGCGCUGCCCAGCCCCCUGUCAGUCAGGGCUGAACCCCCGCAGGAUAAGGAAGCCUGUGUGGGUACCAACAAUCAAAGCUACAUCUGUGACACAGGACACUGCUGUGGACAGUCUCAGUGCUGCAACUACUACUAUGAACUCUGGUGGUUCUGGCUAGUGUGGACCAUCAUCAUCAUCCUGAGCUGCUGCUGUGUCUGCCACCACCGCCGAGCCAAGCACCGCCUUCAGGCCCAGCAGCGGCAACAUGAAAUCAACCUGAUUGCCUACCGGGAAGCCCACAAUUACUCAGCGCUGCCAUUUUAUUUCAGGUUUUUGCCAAACUAUUUACUACCUCCUUAUGAGGAAGUGGUGAACCGACCUCCAACUCCUCCCCCGCCGUACAGUGCCUUCCAGCUACAGCAGCAGCAGCAGCUGCCUCCUCAGUGUGGCCCUGCAGGUGGCAGCCCUCCGGGUGCUGAUCCUACCAGGGGCUCCCAGGGGGCACAGAGCAGCCCCUUGUCUGUGCCCAGCAGAAGCAGCACAAGACCCCCAAGCAUCGCUGAUCCUGAGCCCUCUGACGUGCCAGCUGACCGAGCAGCCACCAAAGCCCCAGGAAUGGAGCCCAGUGGCUCAGUGGCCGGCCUGGGGGAGCUAGACCCAGCGGCCUUCCUGGACAAGGAUUCAGAAUGUAAGGAGGAGCUACUGAAAGAUUCCAGCUCUGAGCAUGGCAGUGUGCUCCCCGAUAGCAAAGACAAGACACCUGGCAGACAUCGCCGCUUCACAGGUGACUCAGGCAUUGAGGUGUGUGUGUGCAACCGGGGCCAUCAUGACGAUGACCUCAAAGAGUUCACCACACUCAUUGAUGAUGCUCUGGAUGGGCCCCUGGACUUCUGUGACAGCUGCCACGUGAGGCCUCCUGGUGAUGAGGAGGAAGGGCUCUGCCAGCCCUCUGAGGAGCAGGCUCGAGAGCCUGGACAUUCCCACCUGCCUCGGCCGCCCGCGUGCCUGCUGCUCAACACCAUCAAUGAGCAGGACUCGCCAAACUCCCAGAGCAGCAGCUCCCCCAGCUAGAGUAGGCCCUGCCUGUGCCCAGAAACUUGGCAAAGCAACCAGGGUAAGGGAGACUCACGAGAGAAGCAUUAAGUGACUUUCAGAGGAAGUGGUACAGCCACUUUUUUUUUCCCUUCUCCUCUCCUGCUUUUUCCUACAUCUCCAAGUACAGUUUGGGGUGUGGGUGCCUCUCCCUCACAAAAGCACAGUAUUGUGGAGGGCUGAGAAGUUGGUUCCAUGACUCAUUCCUCAUCCCCACCUCAUCCCCUUCUUCCCCCCUUUCAAGUCAUAUCUCACCUACCUGCUUUGGUCAGAGAGAUGUGUUUUAAAGCCCCCAAAGAAGGGGACUGGGACUGUGUCCUGUGAUGAUUCUUGGUGAUGUAGUGGAUUUAUGCUCUGGUUUUAGUUUAAGAGAAUUUUGUUGUGUCUCAGUUCAGCAGAAGCAACCCUUCUUAGCCCUGGUUGAAGAAGGAAGCCACAGAGGCCUAGGGUUUGUCAGCUGUGGCUGCCAGUGUCUGCACAGCCAGAGUUGAGCUGAUUCUGUGGGAGGAUGAGAGCUGGUAGACAGGUUGGUAGGAGGCUUGUUGAUCUCUCAAAUUCCAGGUGACAAGAAAAUGUACCACUGUGCAUCCUGGAGGGGCCCCUUCCUUCCCAGCAGGCUCAGGUGUGGAAGAGUAGACUGCCUUUUCUUUCUUUUUUUUUUUUUUAACAAACAACAAAAGCCAGCUAGAAACAAGAAAUUUACCAGUGGGCUUGCAAGAAUUCUCUUCUGGACAAGGGAAGUUUGUGCUUUCCCAGGUUGGCCUACCACGAAUGUGGCUGCAGUUGAGCCAGAGGGAGAUGUUUGUGUGUGGGCUUGGAGUGGGUUAGCUCUGAGCAGUAGGCCCUAAAUCUGGGAGUGGAGAGAAGUGCAGCUUCCUGCAUCUCUGCCCUUUGGUCUGUGCCCACAGGUGACCAGUGUCCUUGUCCAUCCCUAGCACAUGGUCUGCAGGACUUUGUAUCUCCUUGUACUCUUAUGAACAGAGGGUCUGAGGAAGCUGUGGGUCCUGGGAAAGGCAGCCCCGUAGUCUGGUUCUCACACAGUAUUUUUUCUUUGAUUCUGAAUAAGUCUCUUGUUGUUGUGUGUUUGAUUGUUUGUUUUAAACUGACCACUUGGAAGAAAUCCCUUGGUUAUCUGUGGUUCUCAUGCUCUGUCCCUGUCCCUAGCCCACUGGGGUCGGGUGACUCACUUUUCUGUAACUUAUGUAAGGAGUUUUGGUGGCCCAGGUGGGAGGGUGGAGGCAGCCUCCAGAAGGACCACAGGAUCCUUAUUACUGUCGUCUGGUUUUGGACAACCAGUUGAGCUUUGAUAGGAAAACUCUGAAAGGAGAAAGCAAUCAGCUGAAACUAACAUUCCCAUCCAUCCCUGUUCAUAUGAAAAGUUUGGUUCUUCUCCCACUUUUGAAUGAUGAUAUUCAGGCUAGGCAUUGAUGUUAUAGUAAAAAAGGAAAAAAAAAAUAUAUAUAUAUAUAUAUAUAAACAGACAAAUCCAAGGCUGUGAGGUGAAUGAGUGUCUGUUUGGAUUACACAGAACCAAAAUUCAUGUCGAACAAAGUGAAGUCUGUAGACGAUGACUUUGAAUGAUCUGUAGUGUGUGUGUGUGUGUGUGUGUGUCGUGUGUGAGCCCCACACCCCGUGUUCCUGUGAAGAUACUUUGAAUGGCAGCCAACCUGCUCACGUUAACCACACGUCUGAAGCAAAUAUGGCCCUCUCAAGGUAAUUUAUUUUAUGCAUUUACUGUUUACUGAACAAACGUCUGACUGUGUACUCGAGUGUAUUUGGCAGCAUUGUCGACGGCGCCCCCCUGUGUUUGCCUGAGAUACUGCGCUCAAGGUAGAGGUUCCACUCUGCUCAUCACUGCAAUUUGCACAUUGCUCCGUGGACGCUCAGAGGCCUGUGUUCUGUCCCUGUUAAUGGAAGCGUGCUCUGAACCUGUCUGCCUCCCUCCGCUACUCAUUGCCUUCGAUCUCAGCCCCCAGAAGGUGUCCACAACCACUUGGGACAGAAGGCAAAAGUGGAAUUCAGACAGAAGCUUGAUUGGCUCUUCAGUGACAAGCUUGGUCUUGCUGUGGCCCAGACAUCAGCCUGCUCAGAAUUGCCAGGAGGCUUUGGCAGACUCAUGGUGCCACAGCACAAUCCUUCCUUUGCUGAGUUCAGUGGACACAGGCGGACUGGCGUGUGGCCAGAGGGGUGCCACAGCACAGCAGUCCUCAGAUGCCUACCUUCCACCUUCCUUUCGAAAUCACAGACAACUCACUGAAGUGUCUCCAAGGAGAACAAGUUUUACCAAAAGGAAUCCUUCUUCAUUUAACUGAUCAAAUGGAUGAAUCUGACCCUCUAAGUUUCUUUCCCCAGCGGGGAGCUGGUCUGAGUGUUGACUGUUGGCUUCACUGAAGCAUCUUACCCUGAAGGCCUGAGAAGAAGCACAGUGGCCAAGCUGGGCUUACCUAGUAAGCCGCAGUUGGCCACGGCUGCUGGAGGCUUCCUGCUCAGAGAAGGAGACAGGGAACUGAAGGAAUAGUCGGGGGUCAGAGAGACUAGGUUGACGGGGGUCAGAGAGACUAGGUUGAGUCUGGUUUUCCAGAUGAAUGAGAAGGAAAGGAUUGGUGGAGGGUUUGGUGCUACAGUCGGAAGAUUUGCAAAUGCUAACACAUUCCUGUGUGAGGCACAUCACCAUUUGUCAGUUAUUGUGAAUAUGUGUAUUUUAAGCAAUAAGAUUCAGCUGGUCAGAUUUUUCUGGGCAGUCUCAGUGACGCAUUUCCUGUGCUGUGAUUGUUCUGAAGACAGAGUGGCUCUAACCACUGUGAGAAGCCCAAAUAAAAAUUCAUCCCAAAAGUU
Messenger RNA from Marmota flaviventris (yellow-bellied marmot), 4074 nucleotides. It is a transcript of the gene Wbp1l, whose product is annotated as WW domain binding protein 1 like. NCBI's taxonomy places the organism in Eukaryota, Metazoa, Chordata, Mammalia, Rodentia, Sciuridae. The record is from RefSeq and is a predicted model, not a curated record.